AUGGCCAGACUCGCCCCAUUGCUCGCGGCAGCCGCAGCGCUGGCUCUCUGCGUCUCUGCCGCGGGAGAUGCGUCGGUCUUGACGAGCGAAAUCAGCCGCCUCAACAACCAGAGCCUGUUCUGGGGGCCCUACAAGCCGAACCUGUACUUUGGCGUGCGGCCCAGAGUGCCCAAGAGCUUGUCGACGGCCCUCAUGUGGGCGAGGAUGGAGCAAUACACUGACGUCAAGGACGGGCUCCGAUACACCUGCGAGCAAGGGGGGGACAUGCACGGCUACGGCUGGGACGAAUACGAUGCCCGGACUGGCGGCGUGCAAUCUAUUCACGACAAGGGCAACAACAUCGACAUCACCACGUCCUUUGUCAAGGUCCCGGGCGGCAGUCACGGCGGCAGCUGGGCUGUCAGGGUCAAGGGCAGACCCCGAGACGACGCGCCGGAAAACCUGAAGACGACCGUCUACUACUACAUUGCACAGGAGGGCGGCGGCGAGCUUGAGGCCGUGGGCGAGGGCACCGACCUGGGCUUCGAGGGCGAUGUCGCCUUCAAGGGCAGCUCGAAGCCCUUGGGAGACUACAAGAUUGUCGUGACCAAGGGAGACGGCCGCCAUCCGACGAGCGACCAUGAGCUGUCGGCGAGGCGCCGAGGCGACACGACGCUGGUCGGCAGCCAACAAAUCGCCGACGACCUCCUCUGGCAGGGCAAGGCCCUUCUCUACCAACAGAUGCAAAAGGCGUCGGCUUACGUCCAAGAGACGUAUGGCAUCGACGAUGCGCCGCCGCCUUGGCAAGUCUACCGAAUCGACCACAGUCCGGGCAAGGGCAAUGUCCACAUUGUGCAAAAGACGUUUGAGGGGCCCUUUGAGUUUGACGUCAUCUUCUCGUCGGCGUCAGCAGGCAAAGAACUGACGGUCGACGACGUCAGCCGAGAGAUCAAGGGGACCUCUGCAUCCUUUGCCGAGCGCUUCUCGCGCGUCUUCGAUAUCAAGGCGCCGUUCAAGGCCGGCCAGUACAAGGCGUUUGGCAAGAGCAUGUUCUCCAACCUCCUCGGGGGCGUAGGCUACUUUUACGGCGAGCAGCUCAUCGACCGGUCAUAUGCGAACGAGUACGACGAGGAAAACGAGAACUUUUGGGUGGAUGCAGCCGAGGCCAGGGCGCGCAAGGAGCAGAAGCUUGAGGGGCCGUACGAGCUCUUGACCAGCGUCCCGUCGAGGCCGUUUUUCCCGCGCGGGUUCCUGUGGGACGAGGGCUUCCACCUGUUGCCCAUUGCCGACUGGGACCUGGACAUGACGCUCGAGAUUAUCCAGAGCUGGUACAAGACAAUGGACGACGAGGGCUGGAUCCCGAGAGAGCAGAUCCUGGGGGCCGAGGCGCGGAGCAAGGUGCCCGAGGAGUUCCAGGUGCAGUACCCGCACUACGCCAACCCGCCGACGCUUUUCCUCGUCGUCGAGGACGUCAUGGGGCGGCUGCGCAAGGCCAACGGCAGCCAGCCGGCGACGAGGGAGAAGCUCGGGCCGGGCGAGACGCUGUACACGGCACACCUCGACAACGUGGAGCUGGGCGAGGACUAUGUGCGGCGGCUGUAUCCGCUGCUCCGACGGCAGUACGACUGGUUCCGCAAGACACAAAAGGGAGAUAUCAAGUCGUACGACCGCGAGGCGUACUCGACCAAGGAGGCGUACCGGUGGCGAGGCCGGACGGAAAGACACUGCCUAACGAGCGGGCUGGAUGACUAUCCCCGUCCGCAGCCGCCGCAUCCGGGCGAGCUGCACGUGGACCUCAUGUCGUGGGUCGGGCUGAUGACCAAGUCGCUCAUGAGGACGGCGGACGCGCUCGGCAUGUCCGAGGAGGCGGCGGAGCUCAGGCAGAAGCUGGAUGCGAUUGAGCACAACCUCGACGACCUUCAUUGGUCGGACAAGGAAGGGUGCUAUUGCGACGCGACGAUUGACGAGUUUGAGGAGCAUAAGCUGGUCUGCCACAAGGGUUAUGUGUCGCUGUUCCCGUUCCUGGUCGGGCUGAUGAAGCCGGAGGACCCGAAGCUGGGCAGGGUUCUGGAGCUGCUGGGUGACGAGAGCCAGCUCUGGAGCGCGCAUGGCAUCCGCAGCCUGAGUCAACGGGACGAGUUUUACGGCACCGACGAAAACUAUUGGAGGGGUCCGGUGUGGAUGCCGAUGAACUACAUGGCCGUGACGCAGCUUCACAGCAUCGCCACGAGAGACGGCCCUUUUCGAGACAAGGCGCGCGGGCUGUACACGAAGCUGCGCAGGAACCUGGUGGAGACGGUCUACAGGAGCUGGGCGGAGACGGGGUUCGCGUGGGAGCAGUACAACCCCGAGACGGGGGCGGGACAGCGGACGCAGCACUUUACGGGGUGGACGAGCCUGGUGGUCAAGCUGAUGGCCAUGGAGGAAGUGGCCGGGGACGGACGAGACGGACGAGACGGACGAGACGGACGAGACGAGCUGUGA
Messenger RNA from Hirsutella rhossiliensis, 2463 nucleotides. Its product is annotated as trehalase domain-containing protein. Gene Ontology annotation, cellular component: endoplasmic reticulum membrane. Lineage: Eukaryota; Fungi; Ascomycota; Sordariomycetes; Hypocreales; Ophiocordycipitaceae. The transcript has 3 exons. Gene Ontology annotation, biological process: oligosaccharide metabolic process; protein N-linked glycosylation. Gene Ontology annotation, molecular function: Glc3Man9GlcNAc2 oligosaccharide glucosidase activity. The record is from RefSeq and is a predicted model, not a curated record. The coding region runs from base 1 to 2463 and encodes 820 amino acids.